Molecule: messenger RNA, 1080 nt
Organism: Laccaria bicolor S238N-H82
Lineage: Eukaryota; Fungi; Basidiomycota; Agaricomycetes; Agaricales; Hydnangiaceae
Exons: 5
Coding region: 1-1080 (359 amino acids)
Biological process (GO): proton transmembrane transport; potassium ion transport
Cellular component (GO): mitochondrial inner membrane
Source: RefSeq, a predicted model, not a curated record
AUGUCGACCGCCGCGCCCCAAGCUCUCCGCAAAAUGCGCAUUAUAUCCGUGCCCCUUACGCGUCCGACCCGCCACCCGCCCUCCACAGAUAAGAAUGCGAAGAGGAUACUCACGUACUACCAAUUCCAAAUAUCCGCGUCUAAGCCGGCGAGCACGGGUAUGAGCACGUCGUCGUCAGGGUGGCUCCCCGAGGAGGGCAUCGCGAAUUGGAUAACGAAAAAGGCGGGUAAUACGUGGGCUGGGUUCGGGAAGGCGAAGGGUGGGUGGAAGCUCAAGACGUAUCAGAUGGGAGAACGUCUGGUGGAUAGAAUGGACUUUGAAGAGCUGGCAUUGAAGAGUAUAGAUCCUUCGCUUGGUCCGUCUAUUAAACACCCGGGCGGGGGACACGCGUUGGAGGGGAAAGGCAAGGAGAAGGGGAAAGAAUCUGUAGCUUCAAGCGCGUCGGAGAAAGGAGAGGAUUCGUUGGUGAUCCCACUACUUUACCCGCCCUCACAAACCUCCUCGUCCGCCGCUCUGGCGCAUCUCCGGCAGUACGUUGAGCAUCGGAUGCCUAAGCACCGGAGGGGCUUCUACACUUGGAUGAUCCUCACCCCAUUCACCGCUCCAUUCAUGAUCAUUCCGAUAAUACCCAAUCUCCCAUUCUUCUUCUGCGUCUGGCGGUCAUGGUCACAUUAUAGAGCCUAUAAAUCAUCGCAAUACCUACAAAAUCUCCUAGAGAACAGCGUAAUCGUUCCUGAAGGAAGCGAGGUGCUCGACGGGAUAUAUAAAGAGUUUUCAUCCGCCUCUUCUUCAUCAAGUACAAGCACCACAUCCAACACCGACCCUAUCUCGAACGCCCAGCCAGCCUCCUUAUCAGACACGAACCCGAACUCCCCAUCACCUCCCCCCUCCAACUCCCCACCCAACCCCAACCCCAACCCUCCUCACCACCAACACAAACACACCCUCCUCCUAACGCGCGACGCCGUCCCACUCAUCCUUGCAAAGUUUGGACUAAAAGAAAGCGCGGCGGGCGCGGACCUUUAUAGGGCUGUUGAGCAGGCACGGGUGAGGGUUGAGAGUGGGCGGUUGGAGCUUUAG